Molecule: messenger RNA, 366 nt
Organism: Aspergillus ibericus CBS 121593
Lineage: Eukaryota; Fungi; Ascomycota; Eurotiomycetes; Eurotiales; Aspergillaceae
Exons: 2
Coding region: 1-366 (121 amino acids)
Source: RefSeq, a predicted model, not a curated record
AUGGCUAGGCAUACCUCGUUGGAGUCCGAAAGACCCAUCAUGGCCCAGUCCGCUCGUACCUCCAAGCGGUUCUCGACUGUCAGCGAAGCCCCCUCGGUCGCCUCGUCGGAAGGGACCUUCGCGGGCCUGCCUACCGGAGACCCCAGACUGGCCGACUUCCACAACCUCCGUGACGGCUUAGAGCGCCUGGAAAAUAAGCCUCUUCUGAAGCAACGCUUCGUUCCCACGCCAGAGAAAAGCGAUAAUCUGAGCAAGUUGGCUUUGGGCGCAAAGGUGGAACGCGCCCUUGGACGCAGAAUGACCAGCCAGGACGCUGUCAUGCGGGAACCCGUGUUGAACGAAAAGGCUGUGGUGGAGGCCCCGUGA